Molecule: messenger RNA, 2656 nt
Organism: Quercus lobata
Lineage: Eukaryota; Viridiplantae; Streptophyta; Magnoliopsida; Fagales; Fagaceae
Gene: QWRF8
Product: QWRF motif protein (DUF566)
Exons: 7
Coding region: 328-2127 (599 amino acids)
Biological process (GO): spindle assembly
Cellular component (GO): nuclear microtubule; cytoplasm
Molecular function (GO): microtubule binding
Source: RefSeq, a predicted model, not a curated record
GCCUAAAAACCCUUCCUCUCUCUCUCUGCUUCACAAACAAAUUUAUAAAUACAUAUUUCUCCGCCGGAAAUUUUACUCUCCCAUCGCCGCCCAGCCGAUUCUUACUCCGCCGCCGCCGCCUCCGGUGAUCCCUUCGAUUUCUCAGCGCGUCGUUUCGAUCUGAAAUUGCUAAGAGAUCGAAGUAAUUCACGAUUUAUUACAGAGAAAAGGAUCUUUCUUUUUGAGCAGUAGCUGUUAUUCCUGGGGUACAUGAAUGCACCAAGGCUGUCAAAUGUGGUUUAGUUAUGUGAAAAAUUGUGUCAAUGUGGUCUAAUUUGGAUAGUUUGGAUGGAUGUAUAUGAAUCAGAGCAAGUAUUGCGGAAGCAUAAGUCAGUGGAGACCCCAAGACCACCGUUGGUUCCGGCUGAAAAGAAUAAUGGAGUCACCAGCCGCCGUCCUCGGACAAGGGAAGUUAGUUCUAGGUACAAGUCACCUUCUCCGGCAGCGAGUGCCCGGCGUUGCCCUUCUCCAAGCCUCACAAGAUCAUUGUCUGCAUCCCCUACAACCCCCAAAUUGGUACCAAAGAGAUCCCAAUCUGUAGAGAGGAAGCGGCCCUCAACACCCCCUUCCCCACCAUCUACAUCAAGGCCGUCCACACCAGUCCAUGAUUCAGCUGUAGAAAUACAAUUGUCAUCCAGAAAGAUAGGAAAUGGUCGAUCUCUGGAGAGUUUAUGGCCUUCCACAAUGCGUAGUUUGAGUGUUUCAUUUCAAUCUGAUACCAUAUCAAUUCCUAUCAGUAAGAAGGAAAAACCGGUUCCUAAUGCUCCUUCAGACCGCACUUUGCGGCCAUCAUCAAAUGUGGCACAUAAGCAGGUUGAAACACCUACCCUUCCACGAAAGCCUACUCCAGAGAGGAAGAGGAGUCCUCUUAAAGGAAAGAAUGCACCUGAUCAGUCAGAGAACUCUAGACCAGUUGAUGGUUUAAAUACUCGACUGAUAGAUCAGCAUCGAUGGCCAAGUAGACCGGCUGGGAAUGCAUUGACUAAAAGUAUUGAUCUCAGUGACAGGAUGGUCAGGGCUUUUAGUAGUCCAGUUCCUUCCUUGAGGAGAAUGCCUGUAUCUGAUGCAAUGGGUAAACCAUUACAGAAGUCUUCUAGUGAUGCUGAAAGGCAAUUAUCACUUGAUGUAAGUGGUAGAGUAGGAAAUGUGGAUAAUUCAAUUGACGAUAAUCCAGUACAGGUACUUGGUACUCGCAAGUUUGUUUCUACAAGUAGAACACCGUUAAUAAUACCUCCAUCUAGAUCUCAGUCUUUACCUUCUCCUGGGUCACGGCUAUCAUCACCUAGUAAGACCUUAGCAUUGUCAUCCGCUUCUAGUAGAGGUGUUAGUCCUUCUCGGAUGAGACCUUCAACUCCUCCUCCUCGAGGGGUUAGUCCAUCUCGGGUUCGGCCAUCCCAUUCCUUCGCUCAAUCCAACAGUACAACUUCUGUACUUAGUUUCAUUGCAGAUGUUAAGAAAGGAAAAAAGGGUGCAAGCUACAUAGAAGAUGCUCAUCAUCUGCGGCUGCUAUACAAUAGAUUUUUGCAGUGGCGCUUUGCAAAUGCCCGGGCAGAGGCUGUACUUUACAUUCAGAAAGUAACAGCAGAGAGAACUUUAUUUAACGUUUGGAAUGCUACACUGGAUCUGUGGGAUUCGGUAAUCAGGAAGAGGAUCAAUCUUCAACAGCUGACACUAGAGCUUAAGCUGAACUCAAUUUUGAAUAAUCAAAUGGUCUAUUUUGAUGAUUGGGCUUUACUUGAAAGAGAUCAUAUUGAGUCUUUAUCUGGGGCUGUGGAAGAUUUAGAGGCAAGCACUAUUCGUCUUCCGGUAACUGCAGGAGCCCGGGCAGAUAUUGAAUCUUUAAAGGCUGCUAUUUGCUCGGCUGUUGAUGUGAUGCAGGCUAUGGGAUCCUCUAUAUGCUCUUUGCUCUCAGGGGUGGAGGGUAUGACUAGUCUGGUUUCCGAACUUGCAGUCGUAGCAGCACAGGAGAAAGCCAUGCUUGACGAAUGUGAAGCGCUCUUGGCUUCCACAACGGCUAUGCAGGUAGAGGAACACAGCCUUAGGACACAUCUCAUACAAAGGAAACAAGCUUUGGAGAAGGGUGAAUAGCCAAUCUUGGCAAUCAGGACAACUCCAUGACCCAGACCCGCUGCUAAGCUAACACAACUCACCGCAUUGUCACUUCAGCAGAUACAAAUUGUCUGCUCGGUUUAUUGUGAAUGUAAAUUGAUUUUUUAGUUUUUUUUUUUUUUUUCUCUUAUAUUAAUCUUUGGUGAGAAUUUUAUCAUGUUUUAUCUCUUUUAUUUUUCUUCUUUCCUCGACAAAAGAGCUAUUGGUUCCAUCCUUCCACUUGUAAUUUUUGUAUCAUGAAAAUGAAAGAGAAUGCAGAGGAAGCAAAAGAGAGGGAAAUUCACUGUUAGAAGUUAUAGGGGGAAAAGUAGAAAAGAAUUUGUUGUAGAAGCACAUAUUUUCUUGUGUAUUCAUUUAUACCGGUUUACAUAUUUCAGAUAUAGAUUAGUGUUCUCUACCAUCAUGUACAACAUUAACAACAGAUAGUUGCAUAUCUCACUAUCUCAGUAUUCAUGAACUGCAAAAUGGGUAUCAUGAUGGAAUAGAAAAGAAAUGUGGUUUCUGAUUC